This is a messenger RNA of Aplysia californica (California sea hare), 1952 nucleotides long. RefSeq lists its product as uncharacterized. The record is from RefSeq and is a predicted model, not a curated record. Bases 479 to 1582 code for a protein of 367 amino acids. Lineage: Eukaryota; Metazoa; Mollusca; Gastropoda; Aplysiida; Aplysiidae. The transcript is spliced from 5 exons.
CCCAGUCACCACACACAGGUCACACGCCCGCCUUUACUUUCCUGUCACAUCCUAUUGUUCCGGCGUUGUAUAAUCCCACACUAUCGCAACUUCAUGAGGUCAGAUAGGAAUAAUCAUCACCAUCAUCACAAUUCAAGCUAAGAGUCGGAGUGAGUGUGGGGUAUUUUGUCAAGUGAUUGUACUCACACACUCACACACGCACGCACACAAAAGACGGGUGUCGCAAGAGGACACGACAGUGUCAACAGGACCUGUGUUUUCAUGACAUUAAUUGAGCACUAUGAAGGUCUUCGUAGACUCCCUGCUUUAUUUGCUUUGCUAGAAGAAUAACAACAAUGUUGUUUUGUUUCAAGUAGUUACUUCGACAUAGAGGAAACGUGUUUGUGUUGCUUUGGUGGCAUUAUUUCAUACAGGAAUUAAACUGCACUGUUCCCUCUGGAUUAGGCUGAAGGAAAGAUCAGACAUUGUUCCCUGUACAAUGAGAACGGCCCUGGACGUCCACGGCAAGCUGCACAUACGUCUACAGCAUCGCCCUGAGGAGAACAACACAUGGGUGGGCUACAUAGAGGACCCACGGAGAGGGCAGGACGAUGAUAUAGGCGCACUCUACUACGUCGUCGCUGUUAUCUUCAUCUACGGUCUCUCUAUCGUCAUGAUGAUCGCCUCUCAUAUACGCAGGAAUAAGCAGGAUAACCAGUUGAGGACUUACCUCAAGGAAAUGGCUACGCUGAGGAAAUCAGACCGGAGGGAAAAAGUGCUGAGUAAGAUGACUGAUUUAGCAAACAGACAACAGCAGCAAGAGGCUCUGGAAGCUAAAAAUAAGCUGGAGAAGGAACGUCUGAGACUCCUCCAGAAAGAAAACGAAAACGAAACAGACGACCAAGAAGUUAAUCAAGCUCUCCUUGGCAAGGAAAACAACGAAGACAACACGGACUCCGUAUUCCUUCCUCCGGAGUUUUGUAUAUCGCCUGCUGCAAACUCCCGGAAACCGGAAGUCCGAUGGGAUAGAAGUAGUGAAAGUAGUUCCUACCGGAACACCAGUGUCAGCAGCAAGGGCUCGGGAAGGAAUACCAGCUCGUGUUCUACCGUUGUGAGCAACCUGCCCUCUUCCGAUACCCGGUCGCCUAGCCUCUCAGAGCGCCGACACAGCUGCUCACACUACUCACAGCCCCGUGUCCGGUCCCCGAGCAUGCACGACUAUCGCAGCUGGAAGACGUGCAUGACUCAAAAGUCUUCAAAUCUACAGGACUACCGGUCUUCCCGUCUUCACGAGCGGCCUUCACCCAAUAACAGCGAACACAGGUCCAUUUUAACAGGGGCACAAGAUGGUCUUACCUCAAGUCUGACCGAAUUCCGCCUGUCUCCCCGCUGUGCUCGGGCGCGGGCCUCCACCAUGCACGAGCCACGCCCACCUAUCAUCAAACCUGGCGCCAAGUCCAAAGGAGGCGGACUCGCUCUUCACAACGAGACAAAACCCCAGAAGAACCUUCUCAUCCAACAGCAGCCGGUCAAGGCGUCGUCAGACGUGAAGAUCUCUUUCCCCGCCAGUUUUCACGUCGUGGAUGAAGACGCCGCUUUAUGACAAGAACCCACGAGCGAUAUCAACGGACAUGUUAGCGCCUGGGUGUGAGCUUACAAAACCGACGGCCCCUGUUUCCUCUGUACACUAACAUUGCACUACAGGGACCUUUACACUAGACCUACCAGUAUCUGGUUUCGAACGAUCAGAUAGCCUUGUAUUCAUCAAGGCAUUGUGUUCCAUACUCAGUUUUGUAACACUUGGGGUUUAUGCUCCCUGGGAUAUAAUUGGCACGGCAGUGGCCCAAAUGGUCUCUCACCAGAGACCGUAGAGAAAGAGGGAGAGAUACUGGCAAGCACACACCUUCGCAAAAGAGUGUCAACAUUUGCAAUCAUUGUGCUGUUGUGGAUGACCCUGGUUCAAAACUGCAUUG